AUGUGCCGAGCUCUCCAAGCCCGACUGGCUGCUACAGAGGCAGAAAGGGGUGUUCCAAGAGUCAAAGAAACUUCAGCAGGAAGCAGAGGAGAAUGCGAAGGUAAUGAUAAAGCUACGGGAGUUCUUAAUGGACCGUGGUCGUGUUGUCGAUGUAUUGCAGAUUGCCUUAAGUUCUUAAAAGAAAUACCUUCUGCAGCAACAAAUGAUGCAUCUGCCAAUCCUUUCCAACAUUCCAGCUCUGUCAUGAAUCUUUAUCUAGAGACAAGUUCUACUCUUUUAAAGGUCCUUCAAGCCCAUUCUGGCCAGCUCAUCUCCCACCAACUUUCUAAGGAAUUGAGAAGGUUGCAGGCAUCAUCUGUGCAUGCUAAUUCAAGACUGCAAAAUGGUAGAGCUACAGAUUCAUGA
Molecule: messenger RNA, 405 nt
Organism: Magnolia sinica
Lineage: Eukaryota; Viridiplantae; Streptophyta; Magnoliopsida; Magnoliales; Magnoliaceae
Exons: 5
Coding region: 1-405 (134 amino acids)
Source: RefSeq, a predicted model, not a curated record